Molecule: messenger RNA, 537 nt
Organism: Symbiodinium natans
Lineage: Eukaryota; Dinophyceae; Suessiales; Symbiodiniaceae
Source: the annotation of a GenBank genome assembly
AUGUGUUGGCUUUGUCUGCGGAUGAAUUCGGAUCAACUCAGACUCAAGAAUCCCCAUUGUCGACAUGGUCUGUGUCGAUACUGUCUUCUGACCCGCAGGAUGUUGCCUUUGCCACAGAAUUCAUCUGUCGUUUGCCCCUUGUGUCACCUGACGUCUGACGAGCCCAUGAACUCUUCCGAGGACGACAAAGGCUUUCGGAUUCUCUCCCUUGAUGGUGGUGGUGUCCGCGGACUGAUUGAGGUCCUUGUUCUGAAGCGUUUGGAAGAGGUGUUCGCGCCCUUGAAGUGCGGGAGGUCUAAUCGCCAUGGCCCUUCUGAAAGGAAUCCCUUUGUCUCGCCUGGAGGAGUUGCUGGAGACCAUGGCCAGGGACAUUUUUUCAGUCAACCGUGUGCGAAAAGCAUUCCGCCUUCCCCUAUGUACGAGACGCGUCGGUUCGAAGACGCCUUGAAGACUUUAUUGGGCAAUGACGACCAUAUGAGUAGUUUCAGCGGAGACGCACCACCCUAUGUCUUCUGUGCGAUUCACAUCCUGGACUGA